Molecule: messenger RNA, 1515 nt
Organism: Topomyia yanbarensis
Lineage: Eukaryota; Metazoa; Arthropoda; Insecta; Diptera; Culicidae
Gene: NiPp1
Product: nuclear inhibitor of protein phosphatase 1
Exons: 6
Coding region: 187-1272 (361 amino acids)
Cellular component (GO): nuclear speck
Molecular function (GO): protein serine/threonine phosphatase inhibitor activity; protein binding; mRNA binding
Source: RefSeq, a predicted model, not a curated record
UUUUGUGUCAAACGUCAUUUUGAUAUUUUUAUUCCAGCGCCCGUCACAGUUUGAGCAUAAAAUUAUGUUUGUUUUCCCAUAAUUUACUUGAAAUUGUCUUAGACCGGUUAAUUCUAUGUCAAGCACAAUCGAAAGCAAUUAGUUCCCCCGCUUCAACUUUUAUUUCUCUUGUGAGAUAUUUCUAAAAUGUCUAACCACUAUGAUAUCCCGUCUUGGGCCGGUAAACCUCCAACAGGACUACAUUUGGACGUAAUGAAGGAUGACAAGUUGAUUCAGAAAUUAAUGAUCGACGAAAAAAAGUGCUACCUCUUUGGGCGUAAUCCCCAGAUGAACGACUUCUGUAUUGAUCAUGCGUCAUGUUCGCGAGUGCACGCAGCGUUUGUAUAUCAUAAACACCUCAACAUUGCCUAUCUGGUAGACCUGGGCUCAACGCAUGGAACCUACAUUGGGUCGGUCCGCUUAGAGGCACACAAACCAACGCAACUCCAAAUUAACUCAUUGUUUCACUUCGGGGCCUCAACGAGGCACUAUAUGCUUAGGGAACGACCAACAGUCGGAUCAAGAUCCAAUAUCAUGGAAGAUAUUCCCAUGCUGGACACAAGCGACGGAACUUAUCUGGGACUGCCCGAAAGUCAGACGGAACUAGAUAAUCUGACUGAAUACAACACUGCUCACAACCGACGCAUUUCGAUGUUGGGCAUCACUGAUGAGACUACUAGCUUUAAGAAGAAUAUGAAAAACAAACGCAAACGAAAAGGAGUGCAGUUCAAUGAGGAUGAAAUCAUCAUAAACCCAGAGGAUAUCGAUCCUAGUAUCGGUCGUUUUCGUAAUCUCAUUCAGUCUACAGUUGUUCCUGUAUCGACAAAGAGAACGAAGUUUGACAUCAAUAGUAUGGGUUUUUCGACAUCAUCAUCUCCGGGAAAAUCACUACAGCAUUCUCAUAGUUUGGUACCGAACUUGUACCAUGGUAUAGACGACCACACAAGCGAAGGUCGAAGCGGAGUUGGUAGUACUUCUGGGUUCAGCUUUGAUAUGGACACAACGCCUAGUGGUCUAUCAUCAAAGUUGGGCAUUAUCUUACCAAACCCUGCACCGGAUGUUAAUCCAAUCAGUGCCACUCCCUCCGUAAUGCCGCCUCCCCUGUACAAUACGAUGGCUCCCAAAAAUGUUAAAAUCGUUGACAAACCGGAUGUUUCCGAUGAACCCAAGAAGAAGAAGUAUGCCAAGGAACAGUGGCCCGGAAGAAAACCGCUUGGAUUGGGAGGGUUUUAAUUAUUUUACUGUAUCGGUAGUGAUUGGAACAGUUGCGUAAAUGUGGGUUUAAAACGAUGUUUCGAGAUAGUACCUAGUAGUUGCCUGUGACUAUUAGGCGAAUAGUAUGUUUUGAAUUGCAUAAAAUUAAGACAAAUAAAAAUAUGUCGAAACGUUUUAAGAUUAACGUUAAUGUACAAUAUUUGAAAUGAAUAGUAAAAACAAAACAGUAAAAAUAAAUAAACGCGUCGUGUCGGAAAUUGA